This is a messenger RNA of Phyllotreta striolata, 994 nucleotides long. The record is from the annotation of a GenBank genome assembly. Lineage: Eukaryota; Metazoa; Arthropoda; Insecta; Coleoptera; Chrysomelidae.
CGACACUCGCUAUCUUAUCUGUUCACCUCCAAUAAAGCGAUAAGGCGGAAAUGUGACUGGUACUGGCGCGAUAAGAGGCGUACAGGAGAGAAAAGUCUACGUGAAAAGGUGCGAAUUAAUUGAAAAUCCAUUGCACCUUUAGAUGUAUUCCUUUAUUGCAACGGAAUAUAAUGGUGAGGUAUGAUGAUAACAAAAUGUCUUCGUCCCAUGCGAUCAGGAUUACCGUCGUCGGUGAUGGUGAUACUGGAAAGACGUGUAUGUUGAUUGUGUAUAAAGAUAAGAAAUUCGAUAAUAGAUAUGUUCCAACUGUAUUCGAUGUAUACUCAAUGAAUAUUCCGAUCAAUGGGGUAGAAUACAAGGUAAUUUUAUCGGAUACGGCCGGACAGGAGGAUUUCGAUAAACUCAGAAGACUGGCAUAUAAAGACGUAGACGUAUUUAUAGUUACUUAUGCGGUUAACGAGAGAACGUCCUAUGAAAACGUGUUCCUCAAAUGGGCGCCGGAAUUGAAGAAAUUCGCACCCAAAGCGAAAAUUAUAGUAGCAGGCACCAAGCAGGAUUUAAGGACGAAUUCGCGGGCGCACGUCAGUCACGAAGAGGGCGAAGCCCUGGCGAAGGACGUGAACGCGCACGGUUUCAUCGAAAACUCCUCGAAAAAUAUGAGUUUCAUAGACGAAACUUUCCAAAUGGCCAUAUCCGUGGUUGUUUACAAUCAAAACUUCCUGAAAGCGAAAAGGAGAAGCCACAAUUUGUGUAUAUGUUUGUAAAUAAAAAAAUCCACGAAAUAUUCGAUAGAUAUUUUUCAGCUAGAUAUUAGAGUAAUUAACUUGUUAAUUAUUGUUUCGUUACAAUUUAAAUUUGCACUCGAUAAAUUUUUAUCUACACCUGUAAAAUCGUAAUUGCCAAACAACUGAUAAAAUAUUUGAUAGAAUGUAGCAACUUCAUCGUGUUGUUUUGUAAUAUCGCAGAAACUAGUAAUUUUAAUUUAAAAAUUCAU